AUGAAAUUGCUCAAUCGACUCAGCGACAAGAUCGCCGGCAAGCCCUCAUCCAGCCAGCCAGCCGAAGACACUGCCCAGCUCCUAAGCUCUUCCAGCGACACUUCCAGCAGCACCACACCCCUCCACGCCUCUCUGCCUUACGGAUUCGAGUGGUCCCCCAGGCCUUUGAGUCACGGACAGACCUGGAUGUUGUCCACCACCACUCUCGCCAUGGGCAGAGACUACAAGCAAGCCUCAAGCCUGGCUUUGCUCGACAACGAGUACUUCGCGGAGCUCUUCUCUGCUCCCCAGCCCAAAGUACGCGAUGCACUGAUACAGCAUGAACAAUACACUGACAAGCACAGGNGCACUUAUCUUACCAUGAUCGAACUCGAGCGUUGUGACGAUGACACCGACGGCGGUCGCAUUGACCGCUACGAUCCCAAGUACAUCGAAGAAGUAAUCCACUUCUUCUACAAGUUCGACAUCUCUCAACGCGUCACUGAGUUGCCUGCAUACGAACGUCUCUGCUUCCUCGCUAAAGUCCACUGCACUGCUACCCAGUUCCGUGCUCCCGACGUGGUGAAGGCGUUGACUGCCAUCAUGGGCGAUUGCCUUCCCCAGUUCAAUAGCAAUAAGCAGCAGGUCAGCGGCCCCUUUCUGGCCGACUUCGCAAAGCUUUGUCGCUGGGUCUUCGACCAGCCAGACUUCCCUGGUCUUGUUUGGCAGUUGAAGCUGUACCUCAUCGAGUACUUGAAGGCAAACAUCAACCUCUUGCUUCAGUCGAAGGAGAUGUGCGAGAUGCUGCGUGACUGCAUCUUUGGUGGUCUGAACAGUGAAGGCAUGGUACGCGAGCCUGUGGCCAACUAG
This is a messenger RNA of Aureobasidium musti, 849 nucleotides long. The record is from the annotation of a GenBank genome assembly. Lineage: Eukaryota; Fungi; Ascomycota; Dothideomycetes; Dothideales; Saccotheciaceae.